AGUUAUAUUAAUGUCUGAUUCACAAUAUUGCGAGACGAGAGCGUUGCGAUAGUGAAAUUGAUAUCCAGUUUUCGAUGUUUGGCCAAAUAAUUUCCUUUUUUUCAAACACAUUCUUCUAUUUCCUGUCAAAAACAAACAAUCACCCAAAAAAAUCGUAACUUAACCAAAUGGCUUACGAUUUAAAUGACCAAUAUUGUAAAUCAGGCAUAAGUUAGUCGUAUUGAACUUCUGAACGGAGGUUUUUAUUUUGGAUAAGGAACUUAGAACAAUUUUUCUUUUACGAAAUUUACAUUGACUUAUAAAGAGUGUUAUUUUGAAGCCAAUUGUGUAGCAAUAUAAACUUUUUUUUCAAUCAUUCAAACUUUUUCAUCGGCCGAUACUUAAACGUUCUAGUGUGGGCGCUUUCAUACAUUUUCAUACUGACUAAGAGACCGACUAAAAUGUCGGCCGAUCGAAAGUUUGUAGUGUAGAUGAGGUAAAAGUGUUUUUUUUUUUAAUUUUCAGAAACAUGCUUAAACCAAAAUGUCUGUAAAUGUUUUCUUUUAUCCUAACAACAAAAAACUUUUAAUAUCCUUUAUUUUAGAAAUUGCUGUUUUUACUAAAGGUCAACGUGGUAGCAUAUUACUUGAUUAUGACAAUUAUAAAUAUGUAAAGAAUCGUCGAUCAACACAUCGAACUUAUUGGAUAUGUUCAAAAAAGGAUACUCUACAAUGCAAAGCACGUGUUGUAACGGGCAAAGAUGAAAAGGAUCAUUGCAUAUCAUUGAACUUGGCACAAGCCUUCCACAUACCAUCAGAAAGCUUUAUACGCUGUGUUCCAACAAGUAAUUCAAUGCACCGAACCAAAAGCGGAUUAUCCAAUAGGAAGCCAAAAUUUCUCGAUGCCCGUACUUUUGAUAAUUGGGGACAAAUCAAAUAUACAACAUCACCACGUGGCAAUAAAUUAUUGUGCUAUGAAGGACAUCGUUUUAUUAAAAAUAAUAUUUAUGGAACAAAUAUUUAUUGGAAAUGUACAAAAUGGCAUAAUAAUUGCUUUCGCAUUGAUUUUAUCGAUUCAAAAAAGAACGGAGGCAAACUACUUGUCAUCAAUGGAUUUCGAUUUUUCCGCAAUAAAAAACGUGGCUCUCGCCAAUAUUGGAAAUGUAGUAAUUAUUACAAAGAAAAAUGUCCAGCUAUAGCAAUUUAUGAUGAAACUACAUUAAAUUUGCGUUUAUGCCAUCAACACCGACACACAACUAGCAAUGAUAUCGAAAUCAAACCAUUAAUAUCGUCCAGCAACAAUGACAUCGAAAUGAAACCGAUAAUCUCGCCGAAAGAAGAAUUAGCGACGUUACUUAAUGUCGAUAAUAGAAUAUAAUUUAUAUUUAUUAUUUAAUUUUUUGUUAAAAAAAUUGUUGUUUUUCUUUAUACAAAAAAAAAAGAAAAAAAAUUUUGUUAAGCUACAAAAAUUGAAGAAAACCCAAAAAAACAAACACAAAAAAAAUACUAAAAGAGUGAAUUAUUAUUUUUUUAAAGAAAGAAAAUAGACUAAAAAAUGGUUAAAGAGAAAAGAACUGGAAAAUACAUUUAUGUCGAGGACAGUACACUGGGACUGAUCCGAAAAUAAACUUUUCACUAUCAAAACGCGGUGGUCAACUCCUAUUCCUUGAUGGAUUGAAGUACUUUCGCAAUAACGAGAAUAGAACUAACUUAUUUUGGCGUUGUCAUUGGUAUUAUCGCCGCAUACGAUGUCCCGUAUUAAUUUGUAUGAAUAAAUUCGAUCCGAAUGAUUUUCGUCAGAUACAUCGACAUUGUCAUAUAAAAACUGAAAAACGACAAACAACUUCUACAUCGUCGACAAAUAAUAAAACUCAAAAGAAAUAAAAAUAAAAAGUCUUCUUUAUUUUUUUAAAAAUAAAAAAAAAAAUAUUAAAUAAAAAAAACCUA
Molecule: messenger RNA, 1925 nt
Organism: Episyrphus balteatus (marmalade hoverfly)
Lineage: Eukaryota; Metazoa; Arthropoda; Insecta; Diptera; Syrphidae
Exons: 5
Coding region: 523-1356 (277 amino acids)
Source: RefSeq, a predicted model, not a curated record